Molecule: messenger RNA, 1113 nt
Organism: Penicillium odoratum
Lineage: Eukaryota; Fungi; Ascomycota; Eurotiomycetes; Eurotiales; Aspergillaceae
Exons: 2
Coding region: 1-1113 (370 amino acids)
Source: RefSeq, a predicted model, not a curated record
AUGACGGAUGCAUACAUAAACACAGCAGCAUGGCGCGGAAAGGUAGUGGGUUCUCUCAACAGCGCUCAACAUGAGUUUGACGUCCUACUUCAAAUGUAUGAGACCCUUCGCGAUCAUACCAGGGAAACAGAGACAGAACUUAAGAAAGCUCAGGAGAAGAUCAAGGUUCUACAGGAAGAAAAAGAUGGCCAUCUCGCCCGAGCAACCGUUAUCAAUGUUGGCGAUACCACUGACGAAUGGGUACGCGAACGACUCACCAAAAUCUAUGAUGACCUUGACACCUGGACAACUUCCGUGCCCCUUUCGAGUGACUUCGCCAUAAAAUGGCCCGCGGCUAUCGGCUACCUCAAAGACCAUGAUUUCAUUGAAGUUGCUACCCGGGCUUUCGAUGAUGCUAUCCCGAGUGCAGAGCCGGAGCUGAUCUCAGUUGGAAUUAUCUCUAUUAUUGUCAAGAAGUUAUUCUUAUGUCUAGUAGCUGGUGCAACGCAGACUCAACGCGACGCUCUGGGACAGCUGCACAGCAAUGUCCCACUGAUUGAACCCCAGCAAACCGUCAGAUCCGUUCGCACUUUUCGAGUCGAAAUGGUUCGAGCCUGGGUUCAGUCCCCUAACUACCCAAGCCAGCUGAAUCAAGCCUGUGAAGCCACAUGGGUCACUAUCGCCAACUUCCUCCAAACACUGGGAAACAUCACGAGCAAAGUCUGGCAGAGAAGACUCCUCGAGCUUAAGGAGCAUAUCGUCGUACCUGCAGGUGAGCUCGCGACGGAAAUGCAAUGCUCCGGCGCGAGAUAUGAAUGGAACUGGCACCGUAUCAGACCGGACGCAGAUCUGAACCAGCUGGAUGAGUUCGAGAUAGUAGACUACAAUACACGAUACCGACUCAAGCAUGAAAUGACCAAGAAUCUCCCACGAGACACCAAGCUAGGGGAGCAUAUUCUAGUCGUUAUGCCAUCUGUGGAAAGAAUGGACUGGGGAACCGGCGAGGUGGCACUGAUCGUCAAAAACCGCGUUCUUGUCCGCAUCAAUCAGAAAAUCCGUCUCCGACCACGCGAUACUGAGUACGGAUUAUUCAAGGGACCAAGUCUCACAGGAAAAUCACUCAUGGAAAGCUAG